Molecule: messenger RNA, 6226 nt
Organism: Amblyraja radiata (thorny skate)
Lineage: Eukaryota; Metazoa; Chordata; Chondrichthyes; Rajiformes; Rajidae
Product: gastrula zinc finger protein XlCGF57.1-like
Exons: 4
Coding region: 1022-3679 (885 amino acids)
Biological process (GO): regulation of transcription by RNA polymerase II
Molecular function (GO): RNA polymerase II cis-regulatory region sequence-specific DNA binding; DNA-binding transcription factor activity, RNA polymerase II-specific
Source: RefSeq, a predicted model, not a curated record
GAGGAAGAAAGAGGAAUCCGAAGGGCGGCGGGUCGGAGCGGAAGAUCGACGGGAUGCGGCUCUGGUCAAAGGAUCUGUGGCUCUGAUCGACAGAAGGAUAUCAACGGACCCAGAGGAGCAGUCCCCGUUUGGGGGAGAGUCGGUGCGAUCUCCAGAAACAUCCCCUCACCGAGAAUCUCCCGGCCCUUCCCGCCUCACCCUCUGCCCCAGUGCUGGUCAAUUGCAGCAUUAUUUGUUUUCAUUUUAAUUUUCCAACAUCUACAAUAAUAAUGUAGAACAAUAAUUUUCCAACAAUAGUUUACAUUUUUCCCCAUUCAGAUUUUGGUGCCUCUCUUCUUGUCCUAAGGGGAACGCAGACUCCGUACAGACAGCACCCCGUUGUCAGGAUCGACCCCGGGCCUCUGGCGCGAUAAGACAGCAACUAUACCGCUGCGCCACUGUGCCGCCCCUAAUACUUGUUGUGAGAGUGCCUGGGCAAUGUAUUCGAGUUUCCAAAGGGAUUCUACCCUCCAGAAAGAAAUGCUUCCGCAGAUCAUUUUACCCCGUACCGCAAACCUAUGCCCUUCCCUGUGAGGGACAUCUUCAUUCUGUUGAGAUGCAUUGUUAAAUAUUAACGUGGGAUUGUUAUUCAAAGCCAACUUCUUUAUUGCAGGAAGACUUCUGAUGGGUGUCAGAGAAUGAAGAGAAAGAUCGCAGAAGAUUAUGGCUCCUCAGUGCAUCGCAGGCCCUCCCGGCGGCUCGUUCAACUCCAGUUCUGUCCAGUCCUGUCAUCAAUGAACAAAACACGCUGGAUAUUUAUGUGCAGCAGCUGAACGUCAACCGUCCGUGAAUGUUAAAGGAGAAAUGAUUGUCUUGGAGAAGACUUUAAAACUUGUUAUCACUGGUGAAGGACUGGAGACAGAGGCAGCUGAAUGAGUGAUGUUGCACAUCUUAGAGCGUGGCAAGAGCUUUAAUUCACUGGACAGCCAGAGAAGAGUUCCUUGAGUUCACAGGGAAGAGAAAGCAAACACAUCUUCUGUGUAUGCAUGACAUUUGGAUAAUCGACCGCCCAGAAGCAAUGAAUCCGUUUCGCCAUUCUAGCUGCAGGAAAACCGUUAAGCAAUCCAGUAAUCUGAUGAGAUGCCAGCGAGUUCACACUGGGGAGCGGCCAUUCAUCUGCUUUGACUGUGGGAAAGGAUUCACUAAUUCGUCCAACCUGCUGAGGCAUCAGUGGGUUCAUGCCGGGGAGAGGCUGUUCACCUGCCCGGUGUGCGGGAAGGGAUUCAUUCAGGAUGCCAAGCUGAAGAAACACGAGCAAGUUCAUGCCAAGGAAAGGCCGUUCACCUGCUCUGUGUGUGGGAAGGGAUUCCAGAAGUCAUCUCAGCUGGUGACCCAUCACCGAGUUCACACUGGAGGGAGAACUUUCUCCUGCUCCGAGUGCGGGAAGGGUUUUAGUCGCUCAUCUAGCGUGGUGAGACACCAGCGGAUCCACACUGGGGAGAAGCUGUUCGCCUGCUCCGAGUGUGGGAAAGGAUUCAACCAGUUAUCCCAGCUGCAGAUACACCAGCGGAUUCACACUGGGGAGAGGCCGUUCAUCUGCUCCAACUGUGGGAAGGGAUUCACUGAGUCAUCUUCCUUAUUGAUGCACCAGCGGAUUCACACCGGGGAGAGACCGUUCCCCUGCUCCGAGUGCGGGAGGCGGUUCACUCACUUAUCCAACCUGCAGACACACCAACGGAUCCACACCGGGGAGAGGCCAUUCACUUGCACGCACUGUGGGAAGGGAUUCACUGAGUCGUCUUCCUUGCUGAUGCACCUGCGGAUUCACACUGGAGAGAGACCCUUCACCUGCUCUGACUGUGGGAGGGGAUUCGCUCAGCUGUCCAACCUGCUGACGCACCAGCUCAUUCACAGUGGGAAGAGGCCCUUCACCUGCUCCGAGUGCGGGAAAACAUUCAGUAAUUCAUACAACCUGCUGACGCACCAGCGGAUUCACACCGGGGAGAGGCCGUUCACCUGCGCCGAGUGCGGGAAGGGAUUCACUGACGCGUGCAAUCUGCUGAGACACCAACGCAUCCACACCGGGGAGAGGCCAUUCACCUGCUCUGAGUGUGGGAAAGGAUUCACCGAGUCAUCAGCCCUGCUUAUGCACCAGCGGAUCCACACCGGUGAGAGGCCGUACACCUGCUCUGAGUGCGGGAAGGGGUUCACUCAGUUAUCCAACCUGCAGACACACCAGCGGAUUCACACAGGGGAGAGGCCCUUCGCCUGCUCAGAGUGUGGAAAAGGCUUCACUGACUCGUCCUCCUUGCUUAUGCACCAGCAGAUACACACCGGGGAGAGGCCGUAUACCUGCAUGGAGUGUGGGAAGGGAUUUACUCAGCUAUCCAACCUACAGACGCACCAGCGAAUCCACACUGGAGAGAGGCCGUUCACCUGCUCCGAGUGCGGGAAGGCGUUCAGUCAUUCAUGCAAUUUGCAAACACACCAGCGCAUUCACACCGGGGAGAGGCCGUUCACCUGCUCCCACUGUGGGAAAGGAUUCACAGACGCAUCCAACCAAUUGACCCACCAGCGGGUCCACACUGGGGAGAGGCCGUUCGUCUGCUCUGACUGCGGGAAGGGCUUCACUGAUGCGUCCAACCUCUUGACCCACCAGCGGGUCCACACCGGGGAGAGACCUUUCUCCUGCUCCGAGUGCGGGAAGGGCUUCAGCCAGUCAUCCAACCUGGUGAUUCACCAGCGGGUUCACACCGGGGAGAGGCCGUUCUCCUGCUCCGACUGUGGGAAAGGAUUCAAUCAGUUAUCCAACCUGCACAGACAUCAGCAGAUUCACACUGGGGAGAGACCCUUCAACUGCGAUGAGUGCGGAAAGGGCUUCGCUUCUUCCUCCAGCCUCCUGACCCACCAGCGGCUCCACACCGGCGAGACGCCCUACGUCUGCGCGCAGUGCGGGAAGGGCUUCACCCGGUCCUUUGACCUGUCGGCCCACAGGAGGGUCCACACCGGGGAGAGGCCGUACGCCUGCACCGAGUGCGGGAGGGCGUUCGCCCGCUCCACCAACCUGCUGACCCACCAGCGCAUCCACACCGGGGAGAGGCCGUUCAUCUGCCCCGAGUGCGGGAAGGGGUUCGCCCGCUCGUUCGACCUGGUCACUCACCGGCGGACGCACACCGGCGAGAGGCCGUUCGUCUGCUCCGAGUGCGGGAAGGGCUUCGCCCACUCGGUCAACCUGAUCACACACCGGCGGGUCCACACCGGCGAGAGGCCCUACGUGUGCGCCGAGUGCGGCAAGGGCUUCACCCAGGCGUCCCACCUGGUGACCCACAAGCGGAUCCACACCGGCGAGAGGCCGUUCAUCUGCUCCAAGUGCGGGAAGGGCUUCACCCUGGCCUCCCACCUGGUCAGGCACCACCAGCUCCACACGGGGCGCAGGCCGUUCAUCUGCUCCGAGUGCGGGAAGGGGUUCGCCCUGGGGUCGCACCUGGCCACGCACAAGCGCAUCCACACCGGCGAGAGGCCCUACGUCUGCUCCCGGUGCGGCAAAGGAUUCACCCAGGCCCCGCACCUUGUGACGCACCAGCGGACCCACGACAGGGAGACGGAGACGCUGCUGAUUUGCUCCGACUGUGGGAAGGUGUUCACCUCUUCCUAUUCCUUGCUGACCCACCAGCGGAUUCACAGCGGGGAGAAGAAUUAACACACAUACACGCAAGCGGUUUAAUUCAAAACAUGUGAGCUGACAAGUGAUAGAAGCGGGGCAUGGACACCAGGAACCGCAGAUGCUGGUUUAUUUAAAAAAAACAAACAGUACUGGAGUAACUCAGCGGGUCAGGCAGCGUCUCUGGAGAAACAAUGAAAUGCAGAUGCGGGUUUACAAUAAAAAAGACACAAAGUGCUGGAGUAACUCAGCAGGUCAGGCAGAAUAUCUGGAGAUCUUGGAGAGGCCCCAUUUCGGGUUCGGACCCUUCUUCAGUGAUGAAAGCAUUUGCAUUCUACACUUACCCCUGCUAUUGAUCACACUCAAGUUUGGACCCCUGGUUGCUGGGCACAGCUAUAGUUCCUGCUGAUGACAACAUUCCUGGAAUUUUAAGGAAGCACAAGGAACUGCAGGUGCUGGUUUACCAAAAAAAAGACACACAAAGUGCUAGAGUAACUUAGCGGGUCAUAGCAUCUCUCGAGGACAUGGAUGGGUGACAUUUUGAUUCAUGUUCCAUGCCUAUUUUUGUCUCUGAAAAUUUGAUAUACAGUUACGUAGCAUGGAAACAGGCCAUUCGGCCCAACUUGCCCAUGAAGACCAAGAUGCCCUAGUCCACUUCCCUGUGUUUGGCCCGUAUCCCUGUAAACCUUUCCUAUCCUUAUGUUGUGAAUGGCUGUCCUGGCUAUGGAAGGAAACGUUUAAAUUACUGAACUAACCAGCGGAGACCUGGACAAUUCAACCAUAGAUGCAGUCUCCAGGAGAAUCCAGUGGAAAGGAUGUUUCCAGCAGGGGGAGUCUCGAACCAGAAGGCACAGUCUCCGAAUAAAAGGACGUACCUUCAGAAUGAGAUGAGGAGGAAUUUCUUCAGCCAAGGGUGGUGAAUCUGUGGAAUUCAUUAAAGGACACAAAAUGUGCUGGAGUAACUCUGCGGGUCAGGCAGCUUCCCUGGAGAACAUGGAUAAGCAACAUUUCCCAUCAAGACCCUUCUUCAGACUGAUAGUGGGGCGGGGGGGGGGGAACGAAGAAAGCUAGCUGGAAAAGGGAAGAGGCAGGACAAAAUGUGGUAGUUAAUAGGUUGACGUAGAAUAUAUUUUAAAAGCAGUGGAAAUAUAAAAGAAUCCAAUUGCAAGUGUUGGUUUAGUUGCCGACUUGCAGAACAGUGAAUAUGUGGAAUUCAUUGCCAUAGGUGGCGGUGGAGGCCAAGUGAUUGGGUAUUUUAAGUUUGGGAGAUUGAUAGAUUCUUGAAUAGUAAGGAUGUCAAAGGUUACACGGGGAAGGCAGGAGAAUGGGGUUGAGAGAGAUCAGCCACGAUCGAAUGGCGGAGUAGAAUCUAUGGGCCUAAUGGCCUAAUUCUGCUCCUAUGUCUUGUGGUCCUAUAGGUUCCUAGCAGAGACAACAUUUAUUAAAACCAUGAGACCUUUGGACUGUUGUAAAAGUCCUCCAAUGGACAAUCUCCACUGCCUCCUAGACAUCUUGGGGUAGAGAUUAAAUAGUAGCUUUAUCAUUGAUAAUCACUUCUUGUGCGUUAGUAAAAUGUACAGAAAGAAAUCAAUUAUCUUUUGACCCGAGUUUCAAACCUUAACCUUUCAGUAUUGAUCAGCUGAGGUCUCUGUGUUUAUACCAGGCUGUUUCAUGUCAGAUGUGGAGUGCCAGUAGGUAUGGCGGUCCAUGUCAAUGGCAGCAGGUUUAGCUGCCCUGCUCAGAGACACAUGAUACAAUAGUUCAAUAUAGACUUCAUUGUCACAUGUACCACGGCACAGUGAAAUGCUUUGUUUUACUUACAAUCCAGUAAAAUCAUACUGUACUCAAGCACAAUCAUACAUAAAGUGCAAGAGUGCAAUAACUUUACUUUAGAUUUUAGAGAUACAGCGCGGAAACAGGCCCUUCUGCCCAUCGAGACUGCGCCAACCAUCGAUCUCCGUACACUAGCACUAUCCUACACACUGGGGGACAAUUUACAAUUUUACCAAAGCUAAUUAACUUGCAAAUCUGCAUGUCUUUGUAGUGUGGGAAGAAACUGGAACACCUUUAGAAAACCAAUUCAGUCACAGGGAGAACGUACAAACUCUGUACGGACAGGGUCCGUAAUCAGGGUCGAACUAGGGUCUCAGGCACUGCAGGACAGCAACUCUACCACUGCGCCACCCCUAACCAUGAUUAAUUGUAAUCAUGUACUGUCUUUACGUUGACUGGAUAGCAUGCACCAAAAAGCCUUUCACUGCACCUUGGUACACAUGACAAUAAACUAAACUAAGCUAUCGAUCAAAUUGCCAUGGGUGAUUAUUCUAUUUGAACGUAGGGCAAGUUUGGGAAGUAGCAAGAAAACUGUGAACAGGUUUGAUCAGCUGUAUGUCAGGGAACAGACACCCCUUAUUGACGGAGAGACUGAGGAGUGAUCAAAGGCAACUGGCAUUAAAGUACAUGGGGAAAUGUUUUUAAAGUUGAAAGGAAACAGUGUCAAAGCCAAUAGCAAAUUUGUUUUUUUGUACUGUAUUUUUGACAUAAUAAACUACAUUUGGAUAGCGAAUAGAACAGCUAUCUCAGAGA